GUUAAGAAAGAUAAACAUGAAGUCAAUCAUGUCAAGCGUGUCAAAGCUCCAACAGCUUCCGGAAUCAUUUAAAAUAUGCAUUGUGCAAGAUUGCUGAAUGUAAAACAACAAAUAUCAAAUGUGAGAAAUUUUCGGGUUUUUCUUUCAGCCAUUCACACGCUGAAUUAUUUCAUCACAACGACCUCUCAAAUUCCAAACCUACCAAAGUACUGGGAGGUCGCCUAUGUUGAUGGCCUUCAGAUUGUGCGAUUUGACGGCAACAGCAGGAAAACGAAAGCCAAACAGGACUGGGUGAACAAAAUCGCAACAGAGGAUCCACACUUCUGGGCGAGAGAGACAUGCAACAGUAUUGCCAAUGAGCAGGUUCUCAAAGUCAGCAUUGAAAGCGUGAAAAAGCGCUUCAACCAAACUGGAGGUGUUCACAUGAUCCAGAGGAAAAUUGGCUGUGAAUGGGAUGAUGAAACUGGUGAAGUUGAUGGUUGGGAACACGACUGUUAUGACACAGAAGACUUCAUAUCAUUUGAGCUGAAGACGAUGAGAUGGAUCGCAGCACAUCAACAAGCUUUCAUCACAAAAAACAAUUGGGACCGGUUGGAUUUUUUAAAUGAACACUGGAAGCAUUUCCUCACUGAGAUUUGUCCUGCCCAGUUGAAGAAGCAUGUGAGACAUGGGAGGGACUUCCUAAUGAGAACAGGUACAAUGGCCUCUCUCACAUAUCAUUCUUUCAUUUGUCCUCUCGCGUUCUCUCUUUCCUCCUCUCAUCCAUUCCCUUCAUCUGUCGAUCACAUCCUCACAUGCUCUCACUUUCUUUUAUCCCAUUGUCGCACUGCAGUGAAGGUUGUUUGUGUUUGUCUCGUGACUUCCUGUUUUAUUUCGAAAGACUUGCCUUUCCUCCUGUGCCAGUCUGAU
Hippocampus comes (tiger tail seahorse) is the source of this 909-nucleotide messenger RNA. RefSeq names its product H-2 class I histocompatibility antigen, K-B alpha chain-like. The annotation marks the transcript as partial. The transcript is spliced from 2 exons. The record is from RefSeq and is a predicted model, not a curated record. Gene Ontology annotation, biological process: immune response. NCBI's taxonomy places the organism in Eukaryota, Metazoa, Chordata, Actinopteri, Syngnathiformes, Syngnathidae. Gene Ontology annotation, cellular component: external side of plasma membrane.